CUCCCCCCCCCCCCCCCCCCCCCGCGUGCCUUCCUCACCUGCGGCUCUGGGCAGCGAGCGGCGGCGGCUGCGGGAUCCCCCGCCUCCCCCCACCCGGAUCCGGCCACCGAGAGUAACAGACAAACUUCUGUAAGAUGGGUCGUGGUGUUAGCAGUGGGGGUGGUCAGAGUUCCUUAGGCUACCUCUUUGGUGGUGAUGAAGCUCCAAAAUCAGCUGAGAAGCCAACACCGGUCCAAAAGCCUGCACCUCCCUCCACUGCUGAGAAACUAAAAGAUAUCCCAGCUGGUAUUCAAAGUAGUAAAGCGAACAAUUACAUGAGAGCUGAAGGUCAGAACUGUGGAAAUUUCCUUACGGACCGUCCGUCAACCAAGGUGCAAGCUGCUCCAGGUGGUGGCUCUUCACUCGACUAUCUUUUCAGUGGUAGCAAGGAUGGCAAGUGAUGCCACCUCCUGUUAGUUCAGCCAUGAGCUUGGAAGAAAGGUUCCUGCUUAACAAAAACCUUGUGUUCCCAUGAGUAACUAUCAAACUGCUCAUGGUAUGUAUGUUGCUGGGAUUGCUUGUAUGUAUGCAUGUGUUUAUGUGUGUUGUCUGUCAAUCAGCAGCUACUGGUACUAAGAGCUGACCUCUAUCCUUGUUGAUGGAAUUGGGUGUUACGACUAUGUUGACAUUAUUGUGAGUGAUGUUUUGAUGUAUAAAACUGUUCCAAGUUGCGUCAUAUUGAAUAUGUUUGCUGUUUAAGGCUCA
Molecule: messenger RNA, 744 nt
Organism: Panicum hallii
Lineage: Eukaryota; Viridiplantae; Streptophyta; Magnoliopsida; Poales; Poaceae
Product: protein SPIRAL1-like 3
Exons: 3
Coding region: 135-440 (101 amino acids)
Biological process (GO): cortical microtubule organization
Cellular component (GO): cortical microtubule, transverse to long axis
Source: RefSeq, a predicted model, not a curated record